AAUUUUGGGAUGUAGGAGAAAGAGCAUUCCAAGCAGAAAGACAUAUAAUAUUACAAAGUGAAAAAAUUAACUUUGAAAAACUAGCCAACAUCAAAGUACUCAAAGUGAAUAAUGCAAAAUUUACUAAAAAAAAACAAUCUCAAAAGAAAGUCUCAAUAAAAAACAUUGAUACUUUACAAAGAAAUGAAGAAGAAAGUAAAGAAGAAUACUAUUCAGAAUCUGAAGAAAAAACUGAAAAAUCAGAUAAUGAAGAAGUUAUAACUGCAAAUAAUCUUUAUAAAACCAUUCAAAAGAAAGUUAAUUCUUUUGAAUAG
Messenger RNA from Dentiscutata heterogama, 314 nucleotides. The record is from the annotation of a GenBank genome assembly. Lineage: Eukaryota; Fungi; Glomeromycota; Glomeromycetes; Diversisporales; Gigasporaceae.